Molecule: messenger RNA, 2889 nt
Organism: Chanos chanos (milkfish)
Lineage: Eukaryota; Metazoa; Chordata; Actinopteri; Gonorynchiformes; Chanidae
Gene: tmc2b
Product: transmembrane channel-like 2b
Exons: 20
Coding region: 1-2889 (962 amino acids)
Biological process (GO): vestibular reflex; detection of mechanical stimulus involved in sensory perception of sound
Cellular component (GO): plasma membrane
Molecular function (GO): mechanosensitive monoatomic ion channel activity
Source: RefSeq, a predicted model, not a curated record
AUGCCGCCACGGAAGAAAAGCGAUAUUGCAAUAAAAAUUGAGGACGUGGGGAUGGACAUUGAUGCGGAGUUUGACAGUGAUAGUGAAGGUGACUCUGGAGGAGGAAAGGGUUGUGCACGCGCACGGCCCAGACCAAAACCGAAAGCCGCUUCUCGAGGAGCAAAGCAAAAGGGAAGACAAGCAGAGAGCGAGGAAGAGGAAGAUGACGAAGAAGAGGAAGCCCCGCGAAAAAGAAAAAGCAGGAAGAAGGCCCGGCAGGAAAGUGAGGAGGAUGAGAGUGAGGAAGAACAGACCACGAGAAGAAAGAAAACGCUGAGUAAAAAGAAGAAGUCUACCAAAGAUGAAGAAAGCGAUGAAGAGAGUGAAGAGGAGAGAGGGAAUAAGAAAAAAGGAGGUAGAAGAGCGAGCAAAAAGGAGAAAGAGGAGCAAAACAACAAGGAGAAGAAAGGGCAAACCAAGGGAGCAGGAAAAGGGGGGAAUGACAAAGAGAAUAACAAGGAGAAAAAGAAGAAAGGAAAGUUUAGCAGUUCAUCCUCCUCGAGCGAAUCGGACGAAGAAGAGUCCAUGUCAGAAGGAGAGAUGGCACGGCUGAAGGAGGAGGUGGAGGAGAAGAAGAAACUUAUCGCCACUCUGAGGAACAAACCCUGGAGGAUGAAAAGGAGACUUAAAAGCCUUAAGGAGGCCCAGCUGUUUGUGGAGAAGUUUGAAGGGGCAUUAGGCAAAGGAAAGGGGAGGAGAUUAUAUGCAUUCAAAGUGAUGAUGACCAAGAAAUUGAUCAAGUUCAACAGAGAUUUUGAAAACUUCAAAACAGCCUGCAUUCCAUGGGAAAGGAAGAUCAAAGAAGUUGAAAGUCACUUUGGAUCUUCUGUAGCCUCUUAUUUCAUCUUUCUCAGAUGGAUGUAUGGCCUAAAUCUUGUUCUCUUUGGAUUCAUGUUUGGGCUUGUUGUCAUUCCUGAGGUUCUGAUGGGCUUACCCUAUGGAUCCAUCCCCAGAAAGACUGUUCCCAGAGAGGAGCAGGCCAGAGCCAUGGACUUCUCUGUGCUAUUUGAUUUUGGGGGCUAUUGCAAAUACUCCAUUCUCUUCUAUGGUUUCUAUAACGACCAGAGAACCAUCGGGGUCCUGCAGUUCAGAUUGCCGCUGUCUUACCUCUUGGUUGGAGUUGGGAUCUUUGGCUAUAGUCUCAUGGUUGUCAUCAGAACGAUGGCGCGGAAUGCUAACGAGGGUGGUGAUGGAGCUGAGGAGGGGACGUUCAACUUCACCUGGAAGUUGUUCACAAGCUGGGAUUACCUCAUCGGUAACCCGGAGACAGCCGACAACAAAUUUGCCUCCAUCACCACCAGUUUCAAGGAAUCUAUUGUGGACGAGCAAGAGAACCAGAAGGACGAGAAUGUUCAUUUACGGCGUUUUCUCCGCGUCCUAGCCAACGUUAUGAUCCUCUGCAGCCUGGGAGGAAGUGGAUACCUUAUCUACUAUGUGGUUAAAAGGUCACAGGUGUUUGCUGAAAUGGAUGCAGAUCAGUUGUCAUGGUUUGAGAAGAAUGAGGUAGAAUUUGUUAUGUCAUUACUAGGCCUGGUGUGUCCUCCUCUGUUUGAAACUAUCGCUGAGCUGGAGGACUAUCACCCUCGUAUUGCCCUGAAAUGGCAGCUGGGUCGAAUCUUCGCCCUCUUUUUGGGAAACCUCUACACAUUCCUGUUCGCACUGUUCGACGAGGUCACUGCUAAGCUGGAGAAGGAGAAGUCAAUAAAGAAUGCUACUAUUUGGUCACUCAAUGAAUACUAUGGUAAUUACUCUGCGUACCACAACACAACGGACAUCCCCCCUCCAGAUAUUCACCCUGCAGACGUCAUCAGAGGACCCUGCUGGGAAACAGGAGUGGGCAUUGAGUUUGUGAAGCUUACUGUUUCAGACAUUCAGGUGACCUAUCUGACCAUUUUGAUUGGCGAUUUUCUACGUGCAGUCCUCGUGCGGUUCCUCAACUACUGCUGGUGCUGGGAUCUGGAGGCAGGGUUUCCAUCCUAUGCUGAGUUUGACAUCAGUGGAAAUGUGCUGGGCCUCAUUUUCAACCAGGGAAUGAUUUGGAUGGGGGCGUUCUAUGCUCCAGGGCUGGUGGGGAUAAACGUUUUGCGAUUGCUCUGUUCCAUGUAUUAUCAGAGCUGGGCAGUAAUGAGCUGUAACGUCCCUCAUGAAAGAGUGUUCAAAGCAUCACGCUCCAACAAUUUCUACAUGGCCCUCCUGCUUCUCGUACUCUUCCUCAGUUUAAUGCCUGUCAUUUACAGCAUCAUGACCCUGCCUCCCUCCUUUGACUGUGGACCUUUCAGUGGACGAGAGAAGAUGUAUGAUGUAAUUAUGGAGACGAUUGAGAAGGACUUGCCUCCGUUUAUGGCUGAUAUUUUCAGCUACGCUUCCAACCCUGGCCUGAUCAUACCUGCAGUACUGCUUAUGGUGUUAGCCAUCUAUUAUCUGAAUGCUGUGUCUAAAGCGUACCAGAAUGCUAAUAUGGAUCUAAAACGGAAAAUGCAAAUGCAAAGAGAUGAGGAGAAGAACCGGAGAAACAAUAAGGAUAGCACCAACCAGGUGAUGAAAGAUCUAGAAGAUCUUCUACCCAACAAAUCUCUAAUUCCACCUCCAACUCCUGAUGAGAACAAAGAGAUGUCAGUUGAUCCAGCCCCUGGUGGCAAGUCAUCAAAGGUAACUGGAAAGCCAGGGGCAGCGACCAAUGGGAAAGGAGUAAGCCUUCAGAAGGACGUGUCGUUGGCUGCUCCCAAUCCACGGGCGGCAGUAACCCGGCCCCCUGGUCCAAGAGGGCCGGGACCGUUGCCAGGAAACGCUCGUGGACCGGCCCCUGGGUCUGGGCGAGGCAGAGGGAGAGGAGGACCACCCAGACGCUGA